Messenger RNA from Periophthalmus magnuspinnatus, 1027 nucleotides. Its product is annotated as ecto-ADP-ribosyltransferase 5-like. Bases 242 to 1027 code for a protein of 261 amino acids. Gene Ontology annotation, molecular function: NAD+-protein-arginine ADP-ribosyltransferase activity; NAD+ poly-ADP-ribosyltransferase activity. The transcript has 3 exons. Lineage: Eukaryota; Metazoa; Chordata; Actinopteri; Gobiiformes; Gobiidae. The record is from RefSeq and is a predicted model, not a curated record.
GCCUGAUUCACAUGUUAACGCGAGGGUCAGGACUGGGGACUGCUUUCAUGCCGUGUCACUAGUUAAAUUGGCGCUACUGAAUCAUAGUCCACGAACGCAAUAAACACCCCAAAAAAGACACUUAUACUGACUGCAUCUUUGCCUCAGUACAAGAUCUCCUCAUUAUUAAUUCAUUACUAGUUGGUGAUAGACAGUAGAGCAACACAACAGAACUCCGUCUCAGUAAGGUAUUGAUUUGAAGAUGUGGUCAGUGUGGGCAGCUUUACUUCUGUCCCAUACAGCUCUGAUGGGAUCUGCUAUGAAACCAGCUCAACCUCACGUCUUGGCGUUGGACAUGGCUCUGGAUUCUGUGGACGACAUGUACAGUGGCUGCAAAAAAGACAUGUAUGUCACAGUGAGACAAAAGUAUCUCCCACUUGAGAAAAAAAACACACAAAAUAACUUUACCGCUGCCUGGCGCGUGGCUAAAGAAUACUACAAAAAAAACUGGAAGGAAAAGAGACCUUCCCUUGGCAAAGAACAAAUCAUGUCUAUCUACAUGUACACCCUGGAUGAACCAAAUGUUUAUAUCGAUUUCAACAACGCCGUGCGCACUCAGGGACCUGUGUACAAGAAUUCCUUUAAAUACCACGCGCUUCACUACUUUCUGACCCGUGCCAUUCAGAAACUCAACAAGGUCGGGGCGGAGCGCUGCGUGACCGUGUACCGCAGGGUCAACGCGUACUUCACCCAGGACUGUCUGAAUAAGCCUGUGCGCUUCGGCUCGUUCACCUCUGCGUCUUUGGGUCGGUACCCCAGCCCGGCGAGGUUUGGGAAGAAGAGUUGUUUCGAGAUCACCACGUGUUUCGGAGCUGCUGUGUGGCAGUACUCCAAAAUGAAGGAGAGAGAAGUGCUCGUUCCGCCUUAUGAGGUUUUCAAAGUAACGCAGAUAAGGAAACGGUCUGAGAACAAAUGUCUGCCGUGUGAGUUUGUCUACACGCUGAAGAGCAGUGAUGUACUUUCCAGGCUGAACUGCAACUCCAUUUAA